AUGGCCUUUCAGUGGAAGGCAUUCGACUUCUUCGACGUCAGCCAGGUCCGACUCGCCGACGAGGAGACGCGACUCUUCUUUGAGAGCAACGAGAUCGCUAGUGUCUGCUCCGGCUCGGAUAGUCUGUUUCUCGGCAGCUACGAUGGAUACGUUCGCAUUGUCGGGUCGAGCUGGAAGGUGGUGAAGAGCUUCCAGGCUCAUGAGGUUGGAACGAUUACGCACAUGCGCCAGAUCGAGGGCACGAGUUUAUUGGUUACGGUCGCUGAGGACUUGAGUAGCGAGCCGGUGCUGAAGAUCUGGGCCCUGGACAAGCUGGUCAAGAAGACGAACAUGCCGACCUGCCUGAGCACUUUGCAGAUCAGCAACGGCAAGAAGCAGUUUCCCAUUUCGGCCAUCGACGUCCUCGACAACCUCACCCAAGUGGCAGUCGGCUUCGCCAACGGUACCGUGACCCUGAUCCGAGGCGACUUGAUCAACGACCUGGGCGCUAGACAAAGAACCGUACACGAGUCGGAAGAACCAGUUACGGGCGUCGAGUUAAUGGCUGAUUCCCAGGGCCUUACGACUCUGUUUAUCUCCACAACAGCCCGGAUAUUGAAGUUGAGCAUCUCAAAGAGGGGCCACAGCUCUCCCCCAAAGACUGUUGAGGAUAUGGGAUGCCACGUCGACUGUAUGACGGUCGACAAGAAGACUGGGGACGUAGUCGUGGCCAGAGAAGAUGCCAUCUACACCUACACGUUGGAAGGCAGAGGAGCACCGCGCGCGUACGAGUCGGCGAAACGGUUGGUGUCCAUCUACCAGGACUACGUCGCCCUGAUAUGCCCGCCCUCGUCCUCCUCUACAGACAAACCUGAUACCAUGCGUCGGCGCUUUGGUGGCGGAGCCGCUGACGCUCUCUUCAACGCUUCCACCUUUGUCCUCCUUGAACCGGAUCUCAGAGUUCUGGGGCACACACAGUCUCUGAUUUCGCCCUUCAAGGCCAUCUUUCAGAUCUGGGGUGAUCUCUUCAUUCUCACGCAGGACGGCAAGGUCAACCGGUUCCAUGAGAAGUCAUUACAACAACGCCUCGAGAUGUUGUACCAGCGCAACAUGUUUCCCUUGGCUAUCGAGCUGGCGCAAAAGUCGGGGAUGGAUGUUACGCAGCAGAGCGGCAUCUUCCGACGCUUUGGUGAUCACCUGUAUCAGAAGGCGGACUACGACGGGGCAAUGGUUCAAUAUAUCAAGGCAAUUGAUACGACGGAGCCAUCGCAGGUCAUCAGAAAGUUCCUUGAUACCCAACGGAUACACAACCUUAUUCAGUACCUCGAACAACUACACGAGCACCGCAAAGCAACAUCUGAUCACACAACACUACUGCUCAACUGCUAUGCCAAGCUCAAGGACAUUGACAAGUUGGAAGCCUUCAUCAAGUCACCUGGUGAUUUGAAAUUUGACCUUGAGACCGCAAUCUCGAUGUGUAGGCAAGGAGGCUACUACGAUCAAGCGGCCUAUCUCGCCAAGAAGCACGGUGAAAUCGACCUGGUGGUGGACAUUCUGAUAGAGGAUUCAAAAUCAUACGACGAGGCUCUUGAUUUCAUCUGGCAUCAAGAUCCCGAUGUGGCGUACCCUUGCCUCAAGAAAUAUGCUAGAGUCCUGAUCGAAAACUGCCCGAAAGAUGCGACAACAGUGUUUGUCGACUACUACACGGGCAAAUACCGACCGAGACUGCAUUUCGUUCCAAUCGAAGACAACGGAGAGACUGUUGCAGCUGGUGGUAUGGUUGCUGGCGCAGCAAGCGCAGUCCAGAAUCUCUCCAAUUUCCUGCCCUUACCGUACAUGAACACAUCAUCUCUCCAAAGCCCCGCAACACCAGGGAAUGGAACCACAGCAAUCAACGGCAAUGCACAAAUCAUCAUGAACCCCGACGAUAUUCCUGCACCAAAGUACACACCGCCGCCUCCAAGGACGGCGUUCUCCUCGUUCAUAGACCACCCGGAUGAGUUUAUUGUUUUCCUGGAGGCGUGUUUGGAGGAGAAGGGUCUGAAGGAGAGCGACAGGACAGAUCUGUAUACCACAUUGUUCGAGAUGUACCUGCACAAGUCGAACGAGAAGAAGGGAGAACAGCACAGGGAAGAAUGGGAGAACAAGGCCAAGAAGCUCAUCGAGGGCGAGGACAUUCCCAUGGAGAGCUCCAACGUCCUGCUUCUAUCACAUCUGUCCGACUUCAAGGACGGCACAACGCUGGUCAAGGAGCAGUCUGGCCUCCUCUUCGACAUUUUCCGGUCUUACACCUCGGCCAAGGAUACCCGCGGAGCCAUCAAGGCCCUCCGCAAAUACGGGCCUGAGGAGCCACAGCUAUACCCCGCCGCUCUGGCAUACCUCACCUCGGACCCGCGGAUCCUCGAGGAGGCGGGCUCGGAAGAGCUUUCUGCCGUUCUCAACAAGAUCGACAAGGACGGCCUCAUGGCGCCGCUGCAGGUCAUCCAGACCCUCGUGGGCCAGUCGGGCUCGUCGGGCGGCGUCGCGACCAUGGGCAUGAUCAAGCCCUACCUCCACGAGACGAUUGAGCGCGAGCGCAAGGAGAUUGCGGCCAACCGCCGGCGCAUCUCGGCGUUCCGCAGCGAGACGGAGCAGAAGCGGGCGGAACUCGCCGAUCUCGGCUCCAAGCCGGCCGUGUUCCAGUCGACGCGGUGCGCCGUCUGCACGGCGCCGCUCGACCUGCCGGCCGUGCACUUCCUCUGCAAGCACAGCUUCCACCAGCGGUGCCUGCGCGCCGAGGGCGAGUGCCCGCAGUGCGCCAACGACAACGCGACGAUCCGCGCGCUGCGCAAGACGCAGAUCGAGACGGCCGGCAAGCACGACCUGUUCAAGGCCGAGCUGGAGCGCAGCGAGGACCGGUUCGCUACCGUGGCCGAGUGGUUCGGCCGCGGCGUCAUGGGCGCGCCUAGUGCCGAUACGGCGUGA
Molecule: messenger RNA, 2943 nt
Organism: Colletotrichum spaethianum
Lineage: Eukaryota; Fungi; Ascomycota; Sordariomycetes; Glomerellales; Glomerellaceae
Product: vacuolar protein sorting-associated protein 13
Exons: 6
Coding region: 1-2943 (980 amino acids)
Biological process (GO): endosome organization; vesicle-mediated transport; organelle fusion
Cellular component (GO): HOPS complex; endosome
Molecular function (GO): protein binding; protein-macromolecule adaptor activity
Source: RefSeq, a predicted model, not a curated record